AUGAGCGGCGCAGACCUAAAAGCAACUCUCAAACAGGGCGGACGAAUCUUCGGCACGAUGAUCAGCGUGAACCGCAACCCCCGCUGGAUACCCAUAAUGGACGGCGUGGGUCUGGAUUACGUCAUCAUCGACACGGAACAUAACCCUCGCAGCCGUGGUGAGCUGGGCGAUUACCUGGCGAUGUUUGUUACCACCAGCGUGGUGCCCAUUGUCAGGAUACCCAUACCAGAUUCUCACUACGUAACGAUGGCCAUUGACGCCGGCGCACAGGGAAUCCUCGCCCCGUACUGCGAGACGGUGGACCAGGUGCGCGAGGUGGUUAAAGCCUCCAAGUACCGCCCACUCAAGGGCGCGGCCGCUGAGCAAGCGUUGGCCACCGGCGAGUUUCCCAGCUCCGCCAGCCGCGAGUACCUCGAAGCCCGCAACCGGGACAACAUCUGCAUUAUCGGCAUCGAAAGCCAGGCCGCCGUCGACAACCUGGACGCCAUUUUGGGUGUACCCGGCAUCGACGCAAUCUUUGUAGGCCCCAACGACAUGAGCAUCUCCCUGGGCGUUCCUGACGACUACGCUCAGGAGGUGUACAAAACCACCGUCAAGGGCAUCAUUGACAAAUGUGAGGCCAGUGGCUUGCCGACGUUGGUGCACCACCAGACGCCGGAACUGUCCGAAUACUGGAUUCAGCAGGGCGCGCGCUUCGUUCUGCACGGAACCGACCGGCGCGCCAUGUCGGAGGGAUUCCGCACCGAGUUCAGCCGCCUUCGCGACAAGGCUUCCAGUCUUUAG
Messenger RNA from Geodia barretti, 783 nucleotides. NCBI's taxonomy places the organism in Eukaryota, Metazoa, Porifera, Demospongiae, Tetractinellida, Geodiidae. The record is from the annotation of a GenBank genome assembly.